AUGGAAUUCACAAUAAUCUAUGCCAUUGCAGCGGGUUCCUUACUGACAAUGCUCUUUCUCAUUCGCAUAGCCCCUUCGUUUCUGAACCUACUCAGAAUUCUUUCAUUCCUCAUAACGAAACACUUAACAUAUCCAUACUUAUGGGGUCGCCACAGGUUGGUUGCUCCUUGCACUCGAGCUGAUGCCUUGUUGUACAUUGUCUACGCUGUAGCAAAUGUGUUUUUUAUUGCCUUCGAUACCCCAUCAACAACAUUGGCUAGAGACCGUGCUGGAACACUUUCAGUGAUCAACAUGAGUUUCCUCUUCUUAGCACACCAUCUAGGCUUCCUUGCAAAUGCAAUGGGUGUUUCUUUGAUGAUGUGCAAGCGCAUUCAUCGGGCAGUGGGCUGGAUGACCAGCAUUCUCCUUAUUCUACAUAUCAUCAUGGCCCUGAUAAUUGAGCAGAAAGGAUGGAGUCUUCGUGAGAAACCCAAUCUCUUCGCGUUCAUUGGUGCUGUGAUGAUGGCCGCGCUUCUAUUGUUAUCCUUCCCUGUCGUUCGCCGUUUCCUCUACGAGCCAUUCCUUCGACUACAUCAAGCACUGGCCGCAGCUUGCAUAUAUUUUGUAUGGCACCACCUGCCAUCCGACACUCUGCUACCUCGGCUGUAUGUUUACAUUCCGCUUGGCAUAAUGCUACUUGCAUUCCUGGUCGAAGUUUUUCUUUUUAUCGUUGGGAAUGGUGUCUUCCCCUCACGCCCCUAUUCUCGUGCCUCGAUCAGAUGUGAUCAGGUGCAACAAACACCGAUAGAGGGCAAAGAGAUGACACCGCUUAAAGUAAGGGUGGCACUUGCACGGCCUAUACAUAUCCAGGCAGGCCAAUACAUAAACCUCUGGAUACCCGUGGCGAGCCUCUUCUCCUGGGUUCAGACACACCCAUUCAUGGUGACAUCUUGGUCACCAGAAAAGCAAGAUGUCCUGGAGCUUUUUGUUCAACCUCGAAAAGGGCUCACGGAGACUAUUCACCAUCGUACAGCCCUGGAUGGCUAUACAUCCUUGACGGCAUUUGUUACCGGGCCGUAUGGAGUCAGCAAAUCCGUGGACCAUUACGAAUGUGUCCUAGCAAUUGCGACCGAUUUCGGUAUAGCAGGAGUCAUCUCUUACCUGAAAAAGCUCCUCUACGGAUAUAACACUUGCACCUCACAAGUGCGUCGAGUACAUUUCGUGUGGGAAGUCCAAACAUUGGAUAUUGCAGUUGCAGCCCAACCACUUCUGAACAGCUUGUUAAGCGAUGAUGUCUUGGAUGAUGGCUAUAUACUUGAAAUGUCCUUCUAUGUGGCAUCAAACCAGAUGAUAGAACAUGGCAAGCCGUUCGGCCAACAUCGCCGUGCCACAGUUUUCAAUGGAAAACCUCGAUAUGAUCAGAUAAUAUCAAAAGAGGCUUCCGGUCGAAACAUCAAACGACUGGCAAACACACAUGAAGCCCGCGACGCUUACUUCUUAGUAUCGGCAUCCCAUGAAGUACGAGACCUCUCGAGAGAAAUAGUUCGAAAACACCUCGAACAGAAAGUUAGGUUGUAUGAGACGGAGUUUCAACCUUCAUAA
Penicillium diatomitis is the source of this 1581-nucleotide messenger RNA. Its product is annotated as ferric reductase family protein. Gene Ontology annotation, cellular component: plasma membrane. The record is from RefSeq and is a predicted model, not a curated record. The transcript is spliced from 5 exons. The coding region runs from base 1 to 1581 and encodes 526 amino acids. Gene Ontology annotation, molecular function: ferric-chelate reductase activity. NCBI's taxonomy places the organism in Eukaryota, Fungi, Ascomycota, Eurotiomycetes, Eurotiales, Aspergillaceae. Gene Ontology annotation, biological process: copper ion import; iron ion transport; intracellular iron ion homeostasis.